GCCGUGGCCACCAACCUGAUAACUGUUUAUCCUUUUUCACCUAAGACGAAAGUUGAUACCUUACCAACCGAGUUGAAAAUAUUUCGUGAAACUCCAAGACAUUCUUGAAAGUCUUUAGUCAUUGCCGAAUUGUUUCGCUUCUAGCAUAUAUAUUAUGGAUUCUACUUCAUGGCCUCGUUUAGCGAACCGAGCUUUAGUAUAUAACCCACGAAUAGCCCGCGUCACAAUCAAGAAAGAUAGUACGGUUAAAAAUGGGGUACAUAAAUAUUGGGAGUUAUCUCUCAACGAACCGACAAAAGAAAGCCUCGACUGCUGGGACCUCUUCAUGGAUAGCAAUGGGAAGGAAACAUGGGCGGAGAAGGCAGAAGAAAUACCCCAAGAUGGAUACUUCAUUGCCCGGCUGGACCUUCGGACCCUGGGUAUAAAAGGAAGACUUUUUCGGAAAUAUGGGAAGCUCCAAACGGUAUAUAUCCUCAAGCCUGAAGACAACUAAGCAGGUAAUUGUCUGUGGGGAGGGACACAGUGAUGUUUUAAAAAUCGGUAUGGAUAUACCUACUUGAUGUUCGUUAUGCAAUUAGUUCUAGUAUGAUUUCAAUGCUGUUUAAAGGGCGUGUAAGCUUUUCUUGUUAUUUGA
Annulohypoxylon truncatum is the source of this 634-nucleotide messenger RNA. RefSeq lists its product as uncharacterized. The coding region runs from base 155 to 493 and encodes 112 amino acids. NCBI's taxonomy places the organism in Eukaryota, Fungi, Ascomycota, Sordariomycetes, Xylariales, Hypoxylaceae. The transcript is spliced from 2 exons. The record is from RefSeq and is a predicted model, not a curated record.